AUGUCCGAUAAAACUACCGUGGUGUCCGCCACCGUGCAAGGCGUUAAAUUACACAAUGAAGAGCAGUGGAAGACAUGGUUUGGACAGAUCAAGGGCGUUGCUGAACGCAAUGGGGUCUGGCACCUCGUCGACCCCUCACUGCCGGUUGAAGACGUGAAAAAGAAGAUUCUAUCUAUGCCGGAGGACGACGUCGAUAUCCCUUCAAACGACGCUACCAAGGAGCAAAUGGAGAACUGGGAGAAAUGCCAGAAGCUCUACAACGCUCGCUUCCAGAAAUGGAGCCCUCAGAACAGAGGACUCAAUGCGGUGGAAAAACACAUCUCGGACUGCGUCGACAGCACUGUGGUAGACCAAUUGAACGAUAUGGGCUUCGGUACAACCAUUGAGAAGCUUAUCUACCUAAAAGAACGCUUUGGGCGUAUAGGUGGGCGAGAAAUUGAGAUCUAUUACCGAUGGAAUCGAAUGAAAUUGACACCUCCUAUGAGGGGGGUAGAUGUUCUUAACUGGACUGUUGAAUGGGAUAACACACGACGAGAAGCUAUUGCUGCCGGUGUGGAUAUGGCCCAGGGGGCUAUAUUAGAUUUCCUAACAGCUGUACAGGCUGUACUACCUACCUGGUGGAGUCGCAACAUGGCCGAAUAUGCAGUCAGUGGGCUAUGGAAGACAGCUAAGAUUGAGACUGUACUAGCUGACUUCCGCACCCAAUAUCGCGAGUUAAAACCAACAGUGAUCCCUAAGGGCGCCAGUAAUGCUGCAUUUGCGACUAUGGCAUCACUCCAGGGUCAACCGACAGCUACCCCAAGGGGCCAGUAUGGUUCUACAAAGAAAGUUGUUAAAACAGGCAACAUUGAAUCACAGACCAAAUGGAUGGCGUGUUUUCCCAAAUCGGGUGGAAAGAACAAAGCAAACACUGAAUACGGACCCAAAGUGGGCAAAGUGGAUUGA
Penicillium malachiteum is the source of this 945-nucleotide messenger RNA. RefSeq lists its product as uncharacterized. The transcript is spliced from 2 exons. Lineage: Eukaryota; Fungi; Ascomycota; Eurotiomycetes; Eurotiales; Aspergillaceae. The record is from RefSeq and is a predicted model, not a curated record. The coding region runs from base 1 to 945 and encodes 314 amino acids.